Nannospalax galili (Upper Galilee mountains blind mole rat) is the source of this 4248-nucleotide messenger RNA. RefSeq names its product zinc finger protein 615. The record is from RefSeq and is a predicted model, not a curated record. The transcript is spliced from 6 exons. Lineage: Eukaryota; Metazoa; Chordata; Mammalia; Rodentia; Spalacidae. Gene Ontology annotation, cellular component: nucleus. Gene Ontology annotation, biological process: central nervous system development; regulation of transcription by RNA polymerase II. Bases 699 to 2813 code for a protein of 704 amino acids. Gene Ontology annotation, molecular function: DNA-binding transcription factor activity, RNA polymerase II-specific; RNA polymerase II cis-regulatory region sequence-specific DNA binding.
UACAUGUGUGCAAUGCCCUUGCAGGCCAGAAAAGGGAGUUGGAUGUCCUGGAAGUUACAUGUGAUUGUUGGCUACCAUGUGGGUGCUGGGAACUGAACCCUGGUCUGUUGCAAGAGCAGGGAUUGCUCUUAACUACCCGGCCAUCUCUCCAGCCCCAUGGGAUAAUUUUUUUAAAAUAAUUUUUUUAUUCUUUGAAAGUUCCAUUUAUACAGAGUAUUAUAUUGAUCUCAUCCAUCCACUGCUGCCCCCCCCAUCCCGUCUCCCUCUAUUAGGGAUAGUUUUCUUGGUUGUUUUCAAGGGAAUGUUAAUUUAUUCCCAAGAAGUAUUUUGUUCCUUAAAGUUUAUUUGUGUUGUAUUUGUAUUUUUGCUCCACAUCCUUUAUAAAUUUAUACAUAAGCCUCACAGAUUCUCAAGGAAUGGAUGCUAAUAAAAGCCUAUAAAAAGACUUUGAAGAAGCAGAAGGAAAGUGGAUGUGGCAGUGCACACCUUUAAUCCCAGCACUUGGAGGCAGAGACAGGAGGAUCUCAAAGAUGAAGGCCAACCUAGCCUGCAUACCUACAGAUGCUGCACAGAUGGAACUAAAGAAGUCGAGUGAAGCGCGGAAGAGGAAACUCGGGACACGUGUGGGUUAGCACUGAAGUACGAGCAGCCACGACAGAGCAUCCCAGUUAAUCGUCCUCUUCCAAAGUCAGAAGAGAAUGAUGCAGGCCCAGGAAUUCCUGACGUUUGGUGAUGUGGCAGUGGUGUUCACCGGGGAGGAGUGGCAGCUCCUGGACUCUGCUCAGAAGGACCUGUAUUGGGACGUGAUGCUGGAGAACUACAGCAGCCUCGUGUCAGUGGGGUCUCCAGUCAGCAAACCAACCGUACUCUCCAAGCAGGAACCAGGAGAGCCGUGGACAGUAGAAGACGAAGUCCACAGUGGAAUCUGGCCCGAAAUUGGAGAAGUUAAUGAUCCUCUACAGCAUCACUUGAAAAAUCGAAGCACUCAGAAGAGUGUUGAACAACUCUAUGAAUGUAAAAUACUGAGAAAUGCUGUUGAUCAGAGUAAAGGUUAUUCCACAUCCAAGCAAAAUUGUGAUGUGUUUGACUUCCAUGAAAAGUCUUUGAACUCAAAUUUAAGUCUUGAAAACCAGAACAGAAACUGUGGUCUAAAGAACUCUGGUGAGCUUAACAGAGACAGGCAAUUCCUUAAUGUGCAUCAGAAAACUCAUAUGGGAGAGAAGCAUUACAUAUGCAGCGAAUGUGGAAAAGCCUUCACCAGAAAAUGCCUCCUUAUUUAUCAUCAGCGAAUUCACACAGGAGAGAAACCGUAUGGCUGCCACAUGUGUGGGAAAGCCUUCUCUACAAAGUUCAGUCUCACUACACAUCAGAAAACUCAUACAGGAGAGAAACCCUAUCUGUGUAGUGAAUGUGGAAAAGGUUUUAUUGAGAAGAGGCGGCUUGUUGCACAUUAUCGAACUCAUACUGGUGAGAAGCCCUUCCUAUGUGGUAAAUGUGGGAAAGGCUUCACGCUGAAGAACAGUCUUAAUGCACAUCAGCAAACUCAUACACAAGAGAAAUUACAUAUGUGCAGUGAAUGUGGAAAAGCCUUCUCUACAAAGCUCAGUCUCACUGCACAUCAGAAAACUCACAGAGGAGAGAAGCCUUAUAUAUGUAGUGAAUGUGGAAAAGGCUUUAUUGAGAAGAGGCGGCUUCUUGGACAUCAUCGAACUCAUACUGGUGAGAAACCCUUCCUCUGCAGUAAAUGUGGGAAAGGCUUCACACUGAAGAACAGUCUUAUUACACAUCAGCGGAUACAUUCAGGAGAGAAGCCGUAUGUAUGCCCUGUGUGUCAGAAAGACUUUGUCAUGAAGAGUGAUCUCAUUUCACAUCAGCGAACUCACACUGGAGAGAAACCAUUUACAUGUGAUGCGUGUGGGAAAAGCUUUGCCUUGAAGAGCCACCUAAUUGUGCAUCAGCGUACUCACACGGGAGAGAAACCCUACGUUUGCAAUGAAUGUGGAAAAGGCUUUCCAACGAAGAUACAGUUGAGGAUACAUCAGCAUACGCACACUGAAGAGAAACCGUUUACAUGCAAUGAAUGUGGAAAAGGCUUUGCCUUAAAGAACCGCUUAAUUGUACACCAGCGAACUCACACGGGAGAGAAACCCUAUGUAUGCAGUGAAUGUGGAAAAGGCUUUCCCACAAAGAUACGUCUGAUAAUACACCAGCGAACUCACACAGGAGAGAAACCUUAUAAAUGCACUGAAUGUGGAAAGGGCUUUCCAGAGAAGAGUCAGCUCAAUGUACAUCAGCGUACACACACGGGAAAGAAACCCUAUAUAUGUAGUGAAUGUGGUAAAGGUUUAAGUGAGAAAAAGAUGCUCAUUGCUCACCUGCGAGCCCAUGCUGGUGAAAGGCCAUAUAUAUGCAACGAAUGUGGAAAGGGCUUCACCAUGAAAAGCACUCUAGGUAUACACCGGCAAACUCAUAUUGGAGAGAAGCCAUACACAUGUAAUGAGUGUGGUGAAGUCUUUGAGAAAAAGACAUGGCUCAUACUACAUCAGAGACUUCACUCAGGACAGACUUCUUUUGCAUGUACUGAAUGUGGAAAGUCCUUCUUGCGCAAAAAUGAUCUCAUUACCCAUCAGAGAAUUCACACAGGAGAGAAACCAUAUGAGUGCAAAGAGUGUGGAAAAGCCUUCACUACAAAGUCAUGGCUCAAUGUUCAUCAAAGAAAGCAUACCGGGGAGAGGCCCUAUGGGUGUAGUGAUUGUGGGAAAGCUUUUGCCCACUUAUCAAGCCUUGUUAAACACAAGAGAAUGCACAGUUAGUUAACAAGUCUCUUGUAUGUCCUUGAGUUAUUACAGUGUUUGCAAAGAAUAUUAGUAUAGAGUGUGUAUUGAUAGAUAAAUGGCCUCAUGUUUUAUGGCAAAGAAAACAUGAAAAUACUCAUAUAGUCAGCCUCAAGGGAAAAUUUCAGAACAUUAUGACUUUUCAUUAUAUAUUGAGAACCAUCCCCUGAAUAUGAUAGGCUAGGGCAACCUUCAGUAGUAAGACAACCCUGUCAAAUGAUUACCGUAGAUCUUGUGGGAACUACCAGUUGAUGAAAGUGUGAUUCAGGGAAAGCUGUAGCCUAUCAACUAAGACCGCAGUAGACUUAGAGUUCACGUUUGAGCAAUACUUUCCUAUGGAAGGGCUUAUAGUAAUAUAUCACCUCAUCAUUUGCUAGGAAGCCAAAUAGCAUAGCUAUUGGGGGAUGUAGCUCAGUGAUGGAAUGCUUGACCAGCAUGAAUGAGGUCCUAGAUCCAAUCCCUGGUGGCUGGGGGAAAAAAGCAAACCAUUUAAGAACAUACUCAAUGCGAAAGACUGGGGGAAAAUACCAGAGAGAUGAAUGAAGGAAAGACUCCCUGAUAGAACUGCAAACAGUGUGUCCUUAGGAGAACACACACAUGCACACCUUCUGUGCAUUUGGGGACAGGGUGCCUGCCUUGGGCUGUAUUUCUAGGUGUUCUGUUACUAAUUUUGUAAUUUUUUUUUUUUUUUUGAGACAGGGUCUCCCUGUAGCCCUGGCUAGCCUGGAACUCACUAUGUAGACCUGACUGGCAUUGCCUCUCGAGUGCUGGGAUUAAAGGGAGCAUACCAGCAUUCCUGGCUUGAUUUGGUACCUUCCAUCAGAUAUUAAGUUUGGAACUAUACAGUGUAAGAAUGUUCUUUGCCUGUCUCAAUUUAACUUGUGUUCUUUGAUUCUAAGUUUUUUAUUUAAAAAAUACUUGAAACAUUUAAAUACAAUGUAAUGUAUUUGGAUAUGUUUAGUUUAUAAGAAGCAGCAAGUAUAUGCAAUAAGUAUAAAUAUAAUUUUAAAAUAAAAUUUUAUUUGAGGUAAAUUUAUAUUCAGAAUUUCUUACCUAAAUAAUCAAGAUUCUGUAUUCCCUUAAGGCAGCUUCUCACACAGAUAACAAAUUUAGGUAAUCAUAGUUCAUUUUCUUAUACAGGAAGAUAAAAUUAUAAUUUUAGCUAAACUGCUGAAGGACAUUAGGGUUGUUUCCAGGGUUUUGCUGUUACAAAUAAAGAUGACCAGAACGUUCCUCUACAAAGGCUGUCUGUAAACUCAGCUUUUCAGUUUUCAAGGUAAUUACUAAAAAGAGUUCAGUUUGUGGGUUGUGGUAAAUAAAUGUGUUUAAAUAUAUGAGAAACAAAGCAGCUGUUGUUUCAUAGUGGGCAUUGCACAUUGUUAUCUAAUAUAUACCUAAUAGUAAUAAAGGAAAU